Messenger RNA from Xyrichtys novacula (pearly razorfish), 5286 nucleotides. The record is from the annotation of a GenBank genome assembly. Lineage: Eukaryota; Metazoa; Chordata; Actinopteri; Labriformes; Labridae.
AUGGUGCUGGAAAGUACUAUGGUCUGGUAAGUACCUCUCUAAAUGCCUUUUUCUUGUAGUUGUUGACCUGAAAGCGGUCUAUACUAAGAUCUAUUAGUUGUUGAUUUCAUUGAGCAGCCUUUUGAACUAAAUCUGAAUAAUAAAUGGAUGUUAAUCGGGGUCAUAAUUGGCCGCUGGCUAUUAGCAUGCUAACGUAGUGUCAGCGGGCUGAGUCAUUGUAGCUCAAGUUUGUUCCGAUUUCUGCUUUCACUUGGUAUUAUUUCCACUGCUUCGUGUUUGACCACAUACGUAGACCUUUGUCUUGAUAAAUUAGUGUAUUUUUGUCGAAAUAAUACACUGACAACUCGGUGAUAUGUGCUGCUUCGUCAGUUGUCGAUACACUCGCUAACGUUAGCAUCCGCGCUAAUGUACCGACAUCUAAGCUGCAGCUGAUGAUAAUGAGGUUAUUUCUGAUGUUUUCGCCUCAGUGUGGACAACAGUGAAUACAUGAGGAAUGGAGACUUUCUACCAACAAGGCUACAGGCUCAACAAGAUGCUGUCAACAUCGUUUGUCACUCUAAAACACGGAGCAACCCCGAAAACAAUGUGGGCCUCAUCACUAUGGCAAAGUAAGUCUAUAUCUGACUUUAUGUAACUCAGACAAAAGUCAUAGAAACCUCAAGAUCAUGAUCAUUAUAGCACACGAAUUGUUUUUUCAUGGUUGCUCAGAGAUGUAAAACUGUGGGUCUUUGUUUCACACAGUAACUGUGAGGUCCUGACCACCCUCACACCAGAUUCUGGUCGCAUCCUGUCCAAACUCCACGCAGUCCAGCCCAAAGGGAAAAUUUCCUUCUGCACUGGCAUCAGAGUGGCCCAUGUGAGGAAGUUUAACGUUGUUUGGAUUUAAAGGGAUAUUCUGGCGUAAAAUUAAUUUAGGGUCAAACACACCGUAACACAGAGCUAGACUCCCCCUCCAGAGAUGAAUGUUGCUGACUGCUUGCUUCUCUAGUUAUACCAACUUUAGUAACGACCGCACGAUAGCGAUACACAGCUGUCUAAGGAGCCAUAAACAAACCUCAACCAAAACACCACUCUAUCGACACAAAUAAUGCUCAGAACAUCACCUAACUUCAUCAACAGUACAUACAGGGUCCCUGCAUCAGCACUAGCCAUCAAACAUCUUUUUAGAUUUGCCUAAUUUCUUUAGCAAAGAGAUUAAACACAACUCACCUACUCUCUUCCAGCAGCCGUUUGUUUGUAGCGAGACCUCAGGCCAGUCCAUUAUGGACUACAGCGGGGUGACACAGCUCAAGGAAGAACAUUUAUGAUCAUUUCCUCAUGGAAAUGCAAUCAGAUCGAGACGCUAAGGCAGAAGAAGUAUCACGUCUGAAGAGCAAAAUGAUUAAUAUGAUGAUUAUUACUUUAAAAAAGAUUACAAAGUAAUGAUCAUAAAUGUUCUUCCUUGAGCUGCGUCACCCCGCAGCAGUCUGUAAUGGACUGGCCUGAGGUCUCGCUACAAACAAACGGCUGCUGGAAGAGAGUAGGUGAGUUGUAUUUAGUCUCUUUGCUACAGAAAUCAGGCAAAGUUAAAAAGUUGUUAGAUAGCUAGUGCUAAUGCUGGGACCCUAUAUGUACUGUUGAUGAAGUUAGGUGCUGUUCAGAGCAUUACUUGUGGCGUUUUGGUUGAGGUCUGUUUAUGGCUCCUCAGACUGCUGUGUAUUGCUAUCAUGCGGUCGUCACUAAAGUUGGUAUAACUAGAGAAGCAAGCAGUCGGCAACAUUCAUCUCUCGAGGGGGUGUCUGACUUGGUGUUACAGUGUGUUUGACCCUAAAUUAAUUUUACGCCAUAAUAUCCCUUUAAUGAGUAAUUUCAGACUUCGUAGAAGAGCACUACCUUGUAACAACUUGAUUGGUAAACUAUCCAAAGCCGGGCUCUUUCACUGAGUGUGUUUGUGUUUCAUUUUUCUCCCUGCUCAGCUGGCCCUAAAACAUAGACAAGGCAAAAACCACAAGAUGAGGAUCAUUGCUUUUGUUGGGAGUCCUGUAGAAGACAAUGAAAAAGAUGUAAGAUUGAAUCCCCUUUGUAGCACCUUUCAUAGCAAUUAACUGUCUUAGCCUGAUAUUUAACAUCCUUUUUUUUUCCUUCUUCCUUUGAUUUUGGCCCAACCUGAUGAUUCUACAGCUUGUCAAGAUGGCAAAGCGCUUGAAAAAAGAAAAAGUAAAUGUGGAUAUUAUCAACUUUGGAGAAGAGGUGAGAAAGUUUUCAUUGAAUUUCCUGAACUUGGAAUGAAUUAAAGUAUAUUUAUUUUGUUUUCUUGACAGCUAUAAGAGGGGAGCGUUGUGUUUGUUUCAAUAAUGUCAUGACCUGCUUUAACAUGGAUUAUACAAAACUGUCAUAACUGUCUUAAAUGCGCGUUUUGGUUUUGUACACAUACAUUUUGGUUACAGUGCACACCCAGUGGAGAUUUCGGUGCAGCCACAGUGGCAAGUAAAAGAGAAAGUAGUGUAAUAGGGAGAUUCAUGACCGACAGCAAUUUAGAUCAAAUCAGUUUUCAUAAGUUGAAAUGAUUAAAGAAAGCAGGCUGUGGUUGUGACUUUGGGACAGAGGAAUAACUGUAACUAGAUGACUGUAUCACUGCUAUUUAAAGCUUCACUCACGCUCUAGUAGUUUCAAUAAUAAAUGUUUUGUUUCUGACCAAUUCUUCAAAAUAUCCCUCAUUUCCAUGACCAUAUCUCCUUUCGUGGCUGGAGUUUUUAAUCGCUUGUCUUUGUCUGCAAAUCUUUCCAGGAGGUGAACACAGAGAAGCUGACCGCCUUUAUAAAUACUUUAAAUGGGAAAGAGGGGACUGGCUCCCACCUGGUCACAGUCCCUCCAGGGCCCAGUCUGGCUGAUGCGCUGCUGUCCUCUCCCAUCCUGGCCGGUGAGGGAGGCUCUAUGAUGGGUCUUGGUGCGAGCGACUUUGAGUUUGGUGUGGAUCCCAGUGCUGAUCCAGAGCUGGCCCUGGUAAGCGACAUAUAGAUUUGUGUGAAGUGCUAACAUUACACAGUCACCAGCAUUAAUAUCAUAGAUAGAUCCUAGAAACAGUCUACUAAGAUAUCCCUACUUGUUAUUUAUCACUUCAUGAGCGAUGAGCCAAAGUUAACAUUUGUUUGUAUGGGUGUGGUGCUGUUUAAACAGCAAAUUCAACAGUACAAGCUCCUUGGAACUGGUCUGAGGUUAGAGCUUAAGUAUCUAUGUACAGAAAGCUGGUGUGAUACCACAAAGUGGAACGUGGGAAAAUCUUAUAAAGAGUCAAUUUUCCUGACUUAAACCCUCUUGUUAAAUACAUUCAGAGGAAUUAGACAUCCCUGAAAUAAACAAACAUGCAAAGCAAUGUGAACAUUAUGAUGUGUGAACUACUUUCAUACACAGUAUUUUUGGUAUAGCUCCUUCAUUUAAUAUGUCCCCAUCUUCUCCUAGGCUAUUAAAGAAUACCCAACCCCCCAUAUCCCCACAUUUUGAUGAUUUUGUGCUCGGUGGCUUGUCAGACUACAAAAAAAGAAAUGAGAUAUUUAAGAGUUGGUAUUGUCUUUGUCUUUAAUUCUAAUUGUUAAAUGUUUGUGUGUCUGUAGGCACUUAGAGUAUCAAUGGAGGAGCAGCGACAGAGGCAGGAGGAGGAGGCUCGUAGAGCUGCUGCUGCCUCUGCAGCUGAAGCAGGCAUGCCCACACCAAGUGCCGAUGGUAAGUGAAGUAUUGACACAGACGAAACAGGUAUUGGUUAGAAUUAUGGGAAUAGAGCAGGCUGGUACCAUCAUCUGCUUUGCUCCAUUUUUCUGACAGAAUCAGAGGAGGCCUUGUUGAAGAUGUCGGUAUCUCAGCCAGAGAGCGGUGCAGCAGUGCUUCCUGACUUCAGCAGCAUGACAGAGGAGGAGCAGAUAGCUUACGCCAUGCAGAUGUCUCUUGCUGGAGGAGGUGAGAUUUAUUUGGUUGUUAUAGAACAUUAAGCUUUUCUUAUCAUUUAUAAUAACUUGUAUGUUUUCAGGAGUGUCUGUCGCUAUAAUAACUUGUUUCCUCUUUUAUUUUUUUGUGGGGGCAGAAUAUGGAGAAAUGGACACAGGCGCCCCCAUGGAUACUGCAGAUUCAGCUAAAGUGAGUCAAUACGAUAUUUUCCCAACAGAAUUAUGAGAGGGGGUGGAGACAUGAAGGGCUGGUUCGCUUUUGGGAUUGAUGGUGCCAAGUUAAGAACAGUGAAAAUGUCUUCAAGGCCUGAAUGGAUAGGUGGAGAUUUUACCAAGAUUUACUGUUGUAAGCAAACUGAAGACAGGGCUCGACACUAACUAUUUUCACAAGGAGCACAUGUACUAAGUUGAAAAAGUAAGGAGCACACAAAGAACUUAAGGGGUACAAUGAAAAUUGAUCAAAUAAUGUGUGUUAUUGGUCAACAUAAGUACUACUAUUUGAAAUCAAUUUAAGGUUUUUUGGUCACGUGACAUGGAAGCUAUUGAAGAAAAUGUUCAAAAUUUGCCUUUAAAUUUAACACAAAUUUUCUAGAGGACAAAUUAGUGAAAUUAAGAGGUGUGUCUUAUUGUCCGACCUCAGUGAAAUCAAUUUUAGGUCAAUUGGUCACAUGACAUAGAAGCUAUUGAAGGAAAACGGCCUUUUUUAAGAACAUCAACCGGUAAUUUAUUGACGGUCCCUUAUUCAACACCCGCCGUUGUUAGUGAGGAUGCCAAGUAGAUUUGCUGUUGCUAUUCCCUGUUAUGGAGAGUGAGAAUACACCGGUAGAUCCGCAGCGAAUAUCCAUUGAAUAUCCAACCUAAAACUAACUUUGCUGUGGUACGGUACAUGAAAAAACAUUUGUUGCCUCGGCUGAGUUUUUUUAUGCACACAUGGGCCUCUAAAUACAUUUUACAAUUCGCACACAUCUAUUUUUAGUCGCAAAUGCAAGUGAAACAGUUGCACUGUUGAGCCCUGGAAGAUGAAGUGAAAACAUUGAAUAAAAAAACUUCAGGUGAGAAAUUAAAAAAAAAAAAGUCUAACAUCCAUUCUUCAGCCUAAACUAUUGUUUAGAGAGCUGUAGAGAGUAGGAGCUGUUAAACUACUUGACCUAAGACACAUCUGUCAUAACCGACUGUAUCUCCUCUUGCAAACCAACAGGAGGAAGACGACUACGACGUGAUGCAAGACCCCGAGUUCCUUCAGAGCGUCCUGGAGAACCUGCCAGGCGUCGACCCGAACAACGAGGCCAUCCGCAACGCCAUGGGCUCCCUGGCGUCCCAAACGGGAAACAAGCCGGAUGGCAAAAAGGAUGAAGAGAAGAAGAAAUGA